UCUGUUUGCUUAUUAUCUUUUUGAUAUCUACGUUUCUUUAUACCAAACUGUUGGAUAUCGAGGAUAAUGAAAAUAUAGUGUUAUUGAAUAACAAUCGGAAUACGGUGUAUGCAAAUUACUGGAAAAUAAAAAAAUAUAGGAGAUAAGAGAAAUUUAUAAAGAAAAGAGGAAGAUACAACAUGCCACAGAACGAGUAUAUCGAGAGGCAUCGUAAACUAUAUGGACGACGUUUAGAUUAUGAGGAAAGGAAAAGAAAAAGAGAGGCCCGCGAGCCUCAUAAACGUGCAGAACGUGCUCGUACUUUGCGUGGUAUAAAAGCAAAGAUUUUCAAUAAAGAACGGAGAAAUGAAAAGAUCCAAAUGAAAAAGAAGAUUAAAUCUCAUAUGGUAAAGAAAGUGAAAGAAAAGUCUUCCAAUGUACCGGAAGGAGCUCUACCUGUAUAUUUAUUGGAUCGUGACAUUAAAAAAGAUGCGAAAGUAUUGUCAAAUAUGAUAAAACAGAAACGUAAGGAAAAAAUUGGAAAAUGGGAUGUACCAAUACCUAAAGUUAAAACACAGUCAGAAUCUGAAGUCUUCAAAGUAAUGAGAAGUGGAAAAUCUAAACGCAAAUCUUGGAAAAGAAUGGUAACAAAAGUGACAUUUGUCGGUGAGAACUUUACUAGGAAACCACCAAAAUUCGAAAGAUUUAUUAGACCAAUGGCACUCCGUUUCAAAAAGGCACAUGUAACUCAUCCUGAACUAAAAGCCACAUUUUGUUUACCUAUUAUUGGAGUUAAAAAGAAUCCAAGUUCACAAAUGUAUACAAGCUUAGGUGUUAUUACUAAAGGAACAAUUAUCGAAGUGAAUAUUUCAGAAUUAGGUCUUGUAACUCAAUCUGGAAAAGUAGUAUGGGGAAAAUAUGCUCAAGUUACAAAUAAUCCUGAAAACGAUGGCUGCAUCAAUGCUGUAUUACUUGUAUAAAUUCCUUUUGUUGAAUUAUUACAUUAUGUAUGCUGAUAAUAUGUCUGUAAUAAAAAUUGUUUAAAUGUAAA
Bombus terrestris (buff-tailed bumblebee) is the source of this 1030-nucleotide messenger RNA. It is a transcript of the gene Ip259, whose product is annotated as ribosome biogenesis protein NSA2 homolog. NCBI's taxonomy places the organism in Eukaryota, Metazoa, Arthropoda, Insecta, Hymenoptera, Apidae. The record is from RefSeq and is a predicted model, not a curated record. Gene Ontology annotation, cellular component: preribosome, large subunit precursor; nucleolus. The coding region runs from base 180 to 959 and encodes 259 amino acids. The transcript has 2 exons. Gene Ontology annotation, biological process: maturation of 5.8S rRNA; maturation of LSU-rRNA.